Messenger RNA from Schistocerca nitens (vagrant locust), 1995 nucleotides. RefSeq names its product probable ATP-dependent RNA helicase DDX60. Lineage: Eukaryota; Metazoa; Arthropoda; Insecta; Orthoptera; Acrididae. The record is from RefSeq and is a predicted model, not a curated record. Bases 118 to 1995 code for a protein of 625 amino acids. Gene Ontology annotation, cellular component: cytoplasm. The transcript has 3 exons.
CCGACAGACAACUUUAAUGCACUUAAGAGCAAGGGACUAAGCUGCUAGGCGCGAUGAGGGCAAAUUAAGUGGCUGGUGUGUCAGUGGAAACUAGCACAAAAGUACAUAGAUUGAGACAUGGAGGACAUAGAUGAGAAAGAAAAAUCACCUACCCCUUCAGAUUUAUCAUCAGAUGAUGAAGAUAGUGUUUGGUCCAACACUUCUUUGAGUGUUGGUGAAAGUGAAAUUUGUAUUGGUGAUUGUAAUGAUGAAGAUUUUUAUGAUGUAGAAGCUGCAGCUAACCUAACAGUGGAAGAACAAAAUAAAGUGGAUGAGGCUUCAAGAAUUCAAGAGGAAAAUUUUUUUACUGCAGUAACAGACACUGCAGAGAAAAUAUUAUCAUGCCACGUGCAGUACAAUGAUAUAAAUGAUAUGAUAGCAGACAGACGAAGUUUCUUGGUGGAUGGUGAUUCCUUGUUGAUAAAUGCAGUAGAAAGAAGCGGUUUAGAAAGUGCUGGAGGUGGACAAAUGUUGCACUGCGUGUAUUUAUGUGAGCGCCUGCUUCAGAUUUUUACAAGAGUUAGUGGAACCUUUGAAAUAGUGUUUUCUAAAAUGUGGGACAGAAUACUGAAGGACAACCACAGCAUCCGUUUGGCCAAAUCAGUCUUAAAACAUCAUUUCAGAUACAAUACAAAAUUCUUUGUUCAUGAAGUAAAAGCAAUUUGGAGUGAAGAUUUUAGCCAAAUUCUUAUGCAAUUGAGACCCAGUUUUUUGCUGUGUGACAUUUUACCUGAAGAAUGUAGCUCAUAUUUUUCUGAGGAUAGUUACAGAUGGGUGAAACUGAUGUCCUCUGCAAACAUUUUGUACAGUGUUGGACAAGGUCUUCCUUGUGUUGAUUUUCGUGAUAUUAGUCUGGGUGUUUCUACAAUUUGGGCAUAUGUUAUUGAUUCUGUACCUACAAUCAGUGAGUGGCUUCCAGUCUUCUCUAGGAUGUUUAUGAAAAUCACAAAAAAUGAGGAUACGGUGGAGACACUGGUUCAAAUUCCACAAGACUUAUUUAAUGUUAGAAGACUCCUAUAUAUUGGCUCUGCUGUUAUGUACCUUACUUCAAGCAAAGACACUGAUGCUGUAAUGUUAGUAAAGAUACUCCUCCUGAAAUGUGCAGUUCUAGAUGUUAUGCCCCUGAAAUUCAGAGCAUGUCCACCUCCACUUGAAGUGCCAAAGGAAGCUUCACAUUUUAUAGCAGAAAUUCACAAAUUCAUGCACUUAAUAAUGGAAAAUGUACUGACAUCUGAUUGUUGUUUUAGUACAGUACCUGACAUUUGGCAAGGUAACUUAUUUUUGAAGCUUCUUGUGACAUUAAAAAAUAGUGCACUUGAAAAUAAUUGUGGACUUGGCAGUGUAAUGGGAGAAAUUUAUGUUAAUUUAACAAAUAUUUUGAGUGCUAUUUGGGGAAGCACAUUGGAGCCGUUUCCAAUAACAUUAAAAGGCUUAAAAUGGACCCAGGAAAUAAAAUUUAAACAGAAUGAAAAUUCAAAACUUAAUACUGGAGCUGCAGCUCUUGCACAGUUUAACCAACUUCUCCCAAUAUCAUGCAGUCUUACAAGGGAGUUUUGUGGUGAAGCAGUUUUAAACAAUCUUGUUAGACUUCAAAAUCAUGCAGCAGAAAUGCAGUCAUUUAUUUCUAGAAACCUUGAUUUUGAAGAAAGACAUCACUGGCAUUCUCGGAAGAAAUUGACUGAUGAUUUCAGCAGAAUACCUGACAACAAAGCAACAGUUGGAAACAGUGUAGACCAAAGAUAUGCUAGGAAAAGAGUACAGAAACAUCAGGCUCAAUUUGCAAGGUACAUGAAUAUUUAUGGAACCAAUCUUGAAGGAAGAUUGAUACAAAGAGAUGUAAUCAUUAGAGAACCCAAACUAAGCAACAACACUGCUAGUGUGGUUAAAAGUGAAAAGCAUCAAAAGAAGAAGCCUGAAAAACAAAAAAAAGGCAGAUAUUAUAAGAAAACAGAAUAA